GCUUGCAAGGUGAAGACAGCACCUCAGGAAGGUGGUCUGCUCCUGCGGCAGGAGGGGCUCACUUCCGGCCCUUGGAGAUGCUGUACCCAUCGUGAUGUUAAAGCAAAAUCUCUGACAGAUUUAGAUCACGUGUCAGAGGUUUGUGUCACAUUCCCAGCAAGGGAACCGGAGAGGAAAAGGAACCAGUUCCUCAUGCUUCCUAGGGGAAUGUGUGCAUAUCUGAAGAGAGGGGAAUCUUAUAUAAGGCUAUUUAGCUAAGGGCAGCCACCAGCCAAGUGAGCCUUACAGAAGCACAGGGCCGGGUGUCUGCAGUUCCCUAGCAGGUUAACCUGAGUCACAGUGAACUCAGUGGAACUGAGCAAGUACAGAUCUGAUUUUGCUCCAGUUGGGAGUAUUUUUCCUUCUUAGUGAGCAUGGGCAGCCUCCUGGCCAGGGAAGUCUAGCACUGUCUGGGCCUGGCAAGGAAACCCUGGGAGGACAGGAGGAUCCAGAGUAGCUGCUGCUCCUUACCAGCUGGGCUUAGUUCUUUCCGGAGACCCCUCUCUUGAAGCAAGACUCUGUAAGCCCUGCAGAGGUUCCCUGAGCACUUACCAAGGGAGGAGACAGAUUGGAUAAGGUUUGUUCAUGACUAAAAGUCACCCAGCCAAAUGCAGUGAUGCUUAACUGGGGAGCAUGUGGGACCCCGGAGAGCUGAAGGUCAGCAUGAGCUGUGAUCAAAGAGGGAGACAGCUGCCCUUCCUGCUACCACGGCCCUGGGCUGGACAAGUAGAGUGUGACCCUCCUCACAGCCAGCAGGGCCUGUCUGCAGGACAGCCUGGGAGUACAGAACUGUCCUGGGUCCCCACGUUUGGUUUUCAGGCCCUCUUCCUGGAGCUGGCUGAGUAGGGUUUCCAGGCAUCCAGCAGGGGGCACUGUCAUCUGGGCUGGAGCAUGCAGCCGGCAGGUCCCUUGUGCAGCCCAGCUGCCUUGGCUAAGGCCCAGCCAGGCCCAAGCGCUCAGGACAGAGGCUGGAGAGGCUCCUUCCUACAGCCCUGCUCUUGGACACAGUGCCCUCCAGCUCUAGUAGGCCAGGAGUUGAUGGGGCAACUGGCCCUGUUCCCUGGCCCUGGCUCCCCCUGCUCCCUGGGGCUGCCCGAGGUGAAGGUGACAGGUGGGGGAGGCAGGUGGAGAAUUGGGCCAGUGAGCUCAUGGCAAAGGCGCCCAGCUGGGCAGGGGUGGGUGCUCUGGCCUAUAAAGCCCCCGAGGCCCUGUGGCCUGCAGAAGCGGUUAUGGACGGCACCAUGGAGGACUCCGAGGCGGUGCAGAAGGCCACGGCGCUCAUCGAGCAGCGGCUGGCACAGGAGGAGGAGAAUGAGAAACUCCGGAGAGACGCACGCCAGAAGCUGCCCAUGGACUUGCUGGUACUGGAGGAUGAGAAGCACCACGGGGCUCAGAGUGCAGCCCUGCAGAAGGUGAAGGGCCAAGAGCGCGUGCGCAAGACGUCCUUGGACCUGCGGCGGGAGAUCAUCGACGUGGGCGGGAUCCAGAACCUCAUUGAGCUGCGGAAGAAACGCAAGCAGAAGAAGCGGGAUGCCCUGGCCGCCUCACAGGAGCCGCCCCCGGAGCCCGAGGAGAUCACUGGCCCUGUGGAUGAGGAGACCUUCCUGAAAGCCGCGGUGGAGGGGAAAAUGAAGGUCAUUGAGAAGUUCCUGUCUGACGGGGGAUCAGCUGACACGUGCGACCAGUUCCGUCGGACAGCACUGCACCGAUCCUCCCUGGAAGGCCACGUGGAAAUCCUGGAGAAGCUUCUAACUAGUGGAGCCACUGUGGACUUCCAGGAUCGGCUGGACUGCACAGCCAUGCAUUGGGCCUGCCGCGGGGGCCACUUAGAGGUGGUGAAACUUCUGCAAAGCCGAGGAGCAGACACCAAUGUGAGGGAUAAGCUGCUAAGCACCCCGCUGCACGUGGCAGUUCGGACAGGGCACGUGGAGAUUGUGGAGCACUUUCUAUCCCUGGGCCUGGACAUCAAUGCCAGAGACAGAGAAGGGGAUACUGCCCUGCAUGAUGCCGUGAGGCUCAACCGCUACAAAAUCAUCAAACUGCUGCUCCUGCAUGGGGCUGACAUGAUGACCAAGAACCUGGCAGGAAAGACCCCCACGGACCUGGUGCAGCUGUGGCAGACUGAUACCCGGCACGCCCUGGAGCAUCCUGAGCCGGGGGCUGAGCAUAACGGACUGGAGGGGCCUGAUGAGAGUGGGCGGGAGACCCCUCAGCCCGUGCCAGCCCAGUGAAUUUGUGCCCCAGCACAGCCAGCUACCCAGCCCCUCUCUGUGUGCAGCCAGAGGGUCCUAAGAAUGACUCUCAGAGCUAACGGAGGGCCCAGCCUUUUUUCUGCGUGAUACAGGAGCACCCACAAACUACCACAAUAAAAAAGCUGUUUUUGCUAA
Piliocolobus tephrosceles (Ugandan red Colobus) is the source of this 2426-nucleotide messenger RNA. RefSeq names its product ankyrin repeat domain 2 (gene ANKRD2). The record is from RefSeq and is a predicted model, not a curated record. Gene Ontology annotation, cellular component: nucleus. Gene Ontology annotation, biological process: regulation of transcription by RNA polymerase II. The transcript is spliced from 9 exons. The coding region runs from base 1188 to 2270 and encodes 360 amino acids. Lineage: Eukaryota; Metazoa; Chordata; Mammalia; Primates; Cercopithecidae. Gene Ontology annotation, molecular function: RNA polymerase II-specific DNA-binding transcription factor binding.